Amoebophrya sp. A25 is the source of this 8552-nucleotide messenger RNA. NCBI's taxonomy places the organism in Eukaryota, Dinophyceae, Syndiniales, Amoebophryaceae. The record is from the annotation of a GenBank genome assembly.
GCCGGUUUGCGAACUGGAUAAAGCUGAGGCCGCUCUUUCAGUAGCCCCAGGAUACAAAAAAAAAGAAAUUUCUGAAAUCUCCAAAUCCAAAUCCGAAUCCAAAUAAAGAAGAUGGCCACCGUUGGAGUGUUUGACCACCACCACCACCACCAAGGAUAGUACACGAAGAAGUAAAAAAUGAUGAAAAUAAUGAAUAACAUGAUCAAGGCAAAGAUGAGAAGGGUGAACCGCCAAGAGCUGGUGUCCUGGACGGUGAAGCGAAGUUGAAAGGACUACAAGAUUCUACUUCUAGCAGACUGCUGCUACUUCCCACCUCCCUUUUUGAGGCGAUAGGUCGCCAGGUUGUGGCAGGUUUAGGAGUCUGAGAGAGAGAGUUUUUCUAGUCCACGACCUACGAAGAUGCGAGCAGGAAGACGCGGCAUGACCGCGGUCUUCUUUUCGAGUGGAGGAGGCUUUGCUGGAGUACUUGGCAGUACAUUCGUCGAAUUUCAUCAGAUUAGGGACAAUGGAGGAGCAUCACAGCAGGUAGUAAUGUCACAACAAGCAUCACAACAUCAUCACAACAGGCAUCACAACACGAUAGGCGUAUCAGAAGGAGGAGUUGCACCAGGAACUACGGGAGGUGGUCUUCCGGUAGUUCCAUCUUCUGUACCUUCCUCUUCAGGGACCACUAUUAAUAGCGCGACUUCUAUUGCGAAUGUGAAUGACCCAAGAACGGCUCCUGCAGAGUCAUCAACAACAACAACAGCAGACGUUAGCUUUGCACUGCAGCAAGACCAGGCUCGAGGGCAGACAGCGGAGGAGGUUACUGCUGUUAAGGACGGUUGUAGUACUUCUAGUAGCGUCUAUCUUAGCUAAGAAAGUUUAGAUGAGCAAGGUGUAUAUCUAAAGAAGACAGUUUAGUUGAUGUAUAUCUAAGAGAGGAUGAUCAUGAUCAAGACCAAAGUGCAUGAUCAACCUGAACAGCCCACAGGGUAGUAGUACGGUACUUGCUUACGUUUGUCCUAAAUGGCAGAAGUUCGAAUCUCGAAACAGCAAAAAAAUCCUAGAUAAAUUUGUAGUGUGCAUGCAAGUCGCAGCAUAAUGAUAGAUUAAUGCGUUAAGGCAUUUGGUUUCGUAAAGAACUUUCUCAACUCUACUGAUCAUGAAGUAAAUCUUUACAAUUCCACUAGAGAUAGGGACUUGUCCAAGGUAUACUACCUCAUUAUUCACAUACCACUAUAAAUAAUACUAGCAGCACUACAUCAGCAUGCAAGCUCCAUCUGAUGAUCCACGCGGCUUCUAAUUUUGAAGUCGAAGAGGGUCUUGAUUUAGCAGAAAGUGAGAUAGCUUUUGCCCAGGCAGGGAUUCCACCUGCGUGGGUUCGGAGAGGCUGGCAGAAAAAAUCCUGGGAAGACGAUGGCUUCGACCAAGCAAGGAAGGAGGGAGAGGAGGUUAUGCUGGUUCUUUUGGAGUGAGUGUUACUGAAUACCGAUAGUCGCCUUUGAUGAUAUAUUAUACACCAAUGUGAAGAAUGUCGUGAUGUAGCCUGCGUCUUGAGAUCGUGAGUAUGUGCGAUACAAGUUGUAGAAGGAGAUAUGAUCGUUCGAGAAGCAGGGGCAGGGCGUUAAUUAUUAUGCUGUUGAUGUCGGAAGCGGAACAACAUACAUGUCAAACAAUCCCUCACGUAGUACUACUAGUGAUACUACAAAUCUCAGGCUUGUAGUACUACUACUCGGGAUGUGAGUGAAUAGCUUUUGCUACCAGCUCUAACAAUAGCACCAAAAACAGGAGUAGAACAGAAGAAGCAAACGCUGCGGGAGCUUUGACGUCCAAACCUUCUUCGCAGACACGAUUGUACUCUGGACUCCGUUUCCUCACUGCUAAUGGUGAUUAAGGCUCUAUAAUUCCUACUUGUGAAAAUAACGACGCCCGAAGAAUUAAUUAAAGGUAGGAUGGAUAUUCUAAUUCAUGUUCGUGACGUUUUUAGAGAUGCCUCAGACGAGGACAGAUGAGAAAAUGGCAUAUACUGGAAUUGAUUUUCUAAUGAGUCAUCGAAAUGCUGGAGGAGGGAGAGCACAGGCUAAGCAAGCCCUCUUUGUCUUCCAGAUCAAAGAAGAUUAUGGCUUCCGGGAAUCGACAUUUGGCUUUUGUUUGAGCUUUUCCCUAAAAUAUCAACUACAUGCAGGGAGGAGAGGAACGAUGAUCCAUGUCUACAAUAUUACUGUCACGACCAGUGGUCAAUCUUAUCGUCCACUAAUAUGAAUCUUAGCGUUAUCAACGAAUACUAAAUCUAAAGUCUGGACGAAGCAAGUAGAUGUUUGCUAUUUGUCUAAAUAUCGCAGUAGUAGAGAUCAAUUCCUUUCUUUAGCUUUAUAUCUUCUCUUUUCUUCUGUUUUUCACGUGUCUAUUUCUGUUUUAUCUUUAGCUCAGUGCAGCUUUAGCUUGUUUAGCUUUUAUCUGAAUACAUCUUUUUAGCAUUCUACACGCAGACAGUGAGUGGUGUUUUGCAGCUUCUAAAUACAGCGUCGAAAAAAGAAAGAAAGAUCAACAUAAGCAGAAGCGCACUGACGUAGGUGGUUUUGAUAAGGCCGUUUCCACGCUGGCUUCGACAGGAAGUUAUGCAAGCAGGAGGAAAGAUGCAGUAGAUUUAUAUAAGAACUGAUUAACGAAAGCUUGCGUUUUUUCUUUGGCGUUCUUGGGGUUGGUCCUUUUUUGUGAGCACUGUAGCUUUUCUACAGUUGAUCUUGCCAGGAGCAUCGUCCUCUUUCCUUAUUAGCUUAUAAUUGUUCCAUCUUCCUUACACCGCUCAUGUUCUGAGUUCUAGGCUCACACUGUUUUUUAUUUGCUGAAAAAGUAAAAGAAACACUGUACUUUGUUCUUCCUGCUCGGUCUAUCUCGUCAUUUGUCAAGAGCCUCCCUCUAUUCUAAUUCGCGAGAAAAGCAAUGCCAAGGGUGUUUCUGGGUGUGCUGGCAGGCCCGGGAGAACAAAAGAGGCGAAAUCGAUGGCGCGAAACCUGCCUACCGCGUUUGCAAGCCACUGAAAAACACUAUCAGUCGCAAGGGCAGUCUAUUUUUUAUGAAUCAGUUCCCCUGGGUCGAGCACAGGAAUGAAAAUGAAGAGAAAACAUAGGCGGGACAACUUUUACGAUAACGUGAUGUUGAUCUUCUAAGAUAAAAAAUGCUUCUAUCGUCGUGUCCAUGAAUGUCAAGAACAUCUAGUGAAAAGUGUUUUCUCGUUCUUCCCCUUCUUCCUGUUGUGCGAGAUUUAUUGUAUUGUAUUGUAGUAUGGUAGCAGUCUUCUUCUUCCUGCCUUUUCUUCAUAUCCUACGCUGGCGCUUUUUUGUGGGCGAACCUGAUGCAUAUCCGAUAGGGUGGGACCGAUCACGACAUGAGCAGGGCGUCUCAGCACCAGAAGAGGUGAGGAAAAUGGCCAGAGACCUCCUCGCGGAAUCCGAGAAAUAUGGUAGGGCAGCAGGGAUUUUUGUAAGUAGUUUUUUACAUUACUCCUCUAUCAAUCUCAUAAUAGUUAGUAGUAUCACGUGAUUCUAUAUUUAGUAGUAUCACCUGAUUCUAUUCUUUGACUUUUCCCGCUUAGUGAGUCUGGCUUCACCACUAUUAUUGAGGCAGGCUAAUCAUGCUCAGUAGUGUACGAGAGUGAGCGGUCUAGAAACACAUCGAAGUUUUGAGGUAGUUAUAGUUUUGCAGUGGUUAUUGUCUGACAAGUUUUUAAAAAUGUACUGUUUGUACACGUGAAAACGAUUUCGAUCAAGUACAAGAAGAACAAAGUUCAGCUGUGAACAGUUUGUUCCUCUCCUUCAUUUAAUUCAUGUACAACAACUAGAUGAACUACUGUACUUUUCAGGUACUUCCUCGACUUCGUAUCGUCCUCCAUAAGGACUGAAGAAAUACCUUCUAAUCCCUGCGACAUUUACCUUACCUUCAACCCGGAUCACUAUAUUUCUACGUAUCAAAAGACUCUAGAGAUCUUUCGCGUAGGGAGCACUGCAGAACUAUGGACUGAUACGAACGGCGCGACUAUGCUCAACACUGGUAUGGACAUGAAGACUCGAGCGGGAGGAAGCACUCCAUCAGAGUCGGACUUUUAAGGCUCACGAACUUACUGGAGAUGAUGUCCUCCUUUCACGGGCUCCUAUCUGCUCCAAAGUAUCAAGUAAUGAAAAAGUGAAACAGGCUUGCCGAACUGUGCUUGUCCUUUUGGCGGUCCUCGCUGAUAUCAUGCAAACAGAAAGUUCAAGACAUGAAAAGGUGAAACAGGCAAUGCAUGCAUCUAAUCAGAAGGUGCCCUGGGAGCUACGGAAGACCUUUCGAUGUUCGAGAGGAAUCAAGCCCUUCUAGAAGAACAUAUUUACGAGAUCCUUUUUCGACGACCUUUUUUACCUUGGAAAAAUCUUAUCAUCCUUCUACCGUCAUUCAUAAGUGUCUCGUCCGCGAUUAGUACUCCUUUACUAGUACUAGUCGUCGAACAGUACUAGUUGUACCCAUUCCUAUAAUAUACUAGUUCAAAUUUAACAGUUACGAGAACGAUCAGAGAAAGAAGCUGUUGGUACUUCUAAGAACGGCAACAUGAAUCCUUGUCCGAGCAAGUGGAGGACAAACAACGAGCAGGUCCGACUCCUCCGGAAUUCGUGGCGAAACUGGACAACGAUUAAGACCCCUCUUAAUUCAUCUUUUGCUAGUUCAUCUGGUCCGACAAGUACUAGACAUCAAUAGCUACAUAAGAGGUCCAACCGUGGUGACAUGACAAUGUUCACAGAUGAGGGAAAAGAUGGACGAUCGUAGUAAAUUCUAAGACGGUUUUUGCUUCCAAUACGAACACUUCUCCAACGCCAUGAUGAACUACGAAGCGUCCUUGUUAGAACUACCACGAAACCGGGAAUUCAAGCCUACAGUAUCCUAUCGACCAGUGAAGAAAUCUGAUGGUGCUGGUGGUGGAGGAGCUUUUCUACUUAUGGCGCUUGGAAGUUUUGAACAUCAUGAACGUGAUUGGUACUUCAGUGGUGGGAAGUGCUGGUUUAAUAGUCAAGCUCAAGCAUAUUCUUGAUUUCACUGAGGCAGAAGCUGGUGCCAGGCACAUCAAGCCAACUGCGCAGUCGUGUGAGCCUGGUUUUCUCAAAACUGUAGCAUUUUGGUUCUCUUCCGGUGGCUAUUCGGUUCUCUAACCUCCUUCUCAACAUGACCCUUAAGUAGGAUUAAAUCGCAGAAUAUCUAAGUGGGCUUCAUCUGCUCCACUGCACUUCGUCAACAACAUCUAAUACACAAGAGCAAGCGGAAAGUGCAACUGGUGACUCAAGUGGCGAUCCAGUAGUGGUGAAAGGCCCAGCUGUCAACUUUGCGAUUUCUCUGGGAAAAACAGGAGCUGUAGUUCCGAAGGCGAUCGUCCCUGCAAAGGCUGCAGGUGCUAAACUCAAUUAUGGCUGGCCACUUUUCUAACGACGUUUGUACUGGUAGUAGCACCUCUAAACUGAUGCGGCCAUGGACAUAGUAGUACCUCUAAACCACUCCAUCAUAUCCCUUCUUACACUAUCGCUAUCCAUCCUGGCAUCGUAUCCCUUCUUACACUAUCCAUCCUAGCAGCGUAUCCCUUCCGACCCUCGUCUAUUCCCCUGUACUGCACCCUAUCCCGUCUUAUUAAACUAUCCCUAUCCUAUCCUUUUCUAUCCUAUUCCAUAUCUACUUAUGUAUCUAAGCCUAAAAAUGCCCCGUUUUAUACUAUGCUUUUCUGCUCAACGUGCUCGACAAGACCAAGAUCAUGGGUUUUCUGGCACAACUUUCUCUAUAUACACUAUCCCUACCGUGCCCUAAUGCCUUGUCUAACUGAAGCCAAAAGAUCCGAAUGCGGUUGCGGCAGUAAGCACGAACUUGCACUACGAUGCGCCAGCGCUCAUCCUGUCGAACGCGAAGGACAAGAAAAUUAUGCUAUAUCAAUUGCAUGUAUAACAAAAGUGACGAAAGACGAGCCAAUCGAAUGUGUAAAAACAGUGAAGAUAGUAAUUUUUUUGAAGAUGAUCAUAAGUGUAGUAUAACAAAGUAAGUAGUUGAGAUAAGCUGAGUGUAACGAUGCACGUAGCGGCUUAAGCUACGUAUGAAGUUGCACAGACAAAAAAGUACAUAGAAGAUGACCUUGACCAGUCCGUGGACCUUGCUGGUUUACCUAGUGGACCCACACCUACCCUAACCUAGUCAGUGGUGCAGUAGGUGAGUCUUCAUAAAUAUAUCCAGCACUCUCUUCUAAAAACAAACGUGACGAGCUCGAAGAGCGUCUUUUUUCGAACUCCUUGAUUUAUGGAUGGAGUUUGUCCCAUCUCGAUGCCUUAAAAGACUCAAUUUUCGAAUGACCACAGGAUGAUCAGUCGGCUUAGUGGUUUAGGCGUUGGCCUGUUCUCUUAUCAAAUCUCAAGGGGUCGCAGUCAUUAGUGUGGUCAAAGCAAGAACCUGACUAGGUUUAGAAAUUGCAUGUGACUACAGGAGGUUAAUUCUGAAUCAUCGAGAAAAGCGUGGCCUUAGGUUUAUUAAGGCCGACAACAAUAACUACAACCCAAUCAAGAAAGUUAAGGUCCUAGGUAGAUGGGAUAAAGCUCCAGCAUCGUUCAUAUGAUAGGCAAGCAACACGGAGAAAAGCUGCCACAAGCGCCAGAAAUAAUGGCCGCCUCAUACCUCUGGACUGGUGCUGCGUACAGCAUUCAAUUAAGGAUCAUCAUUCUUGCAUCCUACCCUAGUAGAAAUAUCUGAAGCAGUGCUAGUGCAGGUAUUUUCGUGCAAUAUAUAAUGAGUUGUCCUUACGUCCUAUCCUAGUAGGCUACUUGAAGUUGCAGGCUCUUUUUCUAAUCCCCCUCGGCGUUGACGGUCGAUUCUUUCCGUACCCAAGUGGGUCGAGUGAGAUUUUGUCCCAGAAGCUCGCUUAUCUCAUCUCUCACACGGAGCGAGUCUACUCGGGAUUGGUACUUUUUGCCCAUAUUACUGUACUAGAAAUAAAUCCAGUGAUUUUGAUUGAUUAUAAUGAUAUCUCUCACACGGAACGAGUGACGAUUCUAUGCAGGAAGAUUGGGACUUUUGUAUUAUAUACUGUGAUUUUAUUGUUGGUACUUCUUAGUUACGGUUGCCACGGCCUCCGGGCUCACGAGAUUCUUAUAGAACAACGUCGCGGAAGGCACACCGACCGUCGUCGAAAAUAUCUAUCAUCCCAAUCGCCAUCGCGAUCAUGAUCAUGCUGAUUAUCAUUGUCAUGACCAUCAUCAUCCUCCUCCUUAUUAUCAUGGUCGUCGUUAUGCUUCAGCUUCAACGGUAUAAAAAUUAUUGCAUUGAACAAAUAGAUGCUCCUCCGAUUUGAAAAUUCCCAUAAUUUUCAGGCGAUGGGCUAUGCCACGAGUAGUGAGGACACCGAUUUAGGCUGGUGGAUUCACCAUGUCGCGGAGAAGCAUGGUGUCAACGUAGACCUCCUCGAUUUGGGGCAGAAGCUGAACACAGUCCAGGGCUUAGCGGACACUCAUGGUUAAGGCUUUUAGCGAAGUAACUCCGAACGUUCUAUUUUCACGACAAAGAGUAUUAUACCCAUAUAGAUGUAGUAGAGUCGAGGCAAGUCGAUUGAUUGAUUGAUUGAUUGAUUGCUUGACAGUCCAGAGUUGGCCCUGGGUCUGUUUGUUCCUGCGUUAUCCAGCGCCGCCGCUCGUUAGACGGCCGCAUAUUAUAGUUGAUUGAUUGAGUGAUCGAGUUGUCUUUGUGGAGCGAAGAUGUGGACACCCUCAAGAACGAAACUAAUCCUACGGCCAGAGGUCUGGCUCUUCUAAUCUCAAGUCGGAUUCAAUGCGGCGGUGAAGAAUCCGAAUAUGUUAUUGUAGCCUUUCGCAUUUGGCGCUUUUGUUCUUCUCAUGUUCACGUUCAGUAAGAACUGCGAUUGUAAAUCUGUGUAAUGACUAAAGAAUAUAUAAUGAAUCACGUGAGAACUAAGAGGAAAAAGCAUCACAACAAGUGAGCCAAUAGUGAGCAACGAAUAUGAAAUGUAAAGACUAGAACAAGAUGUACAACAAGUUGCGAAUACUUCUACUGCAACAUUAUUUGUACAGAAAAGAUGAAUAACCUUCACCUCCCAACGCUUAUCAAAAUGAAUGUUUUUACGUGUGAUGCCAUACAUAGAUUACACUGAUGAUAGAAAAACAAAAAGAAAAUAGAGAAUGAACAUGAAAUCGCUUGUGUCUUCUAUCUUCUUUCCUCGAAGUAAAAGUUCCUGUUCGGGUAUCUCCACGGCUUCUCUUUCCUAGUUUCACUCAUCGGUCCUCGCUGGCGUUGUUUCAUUGAAAAAAUCGUAGUUCAUUUAUCAGCAUCAAGCUCAAGUUGCAUUUCCUAGAAGAUAGAAGUAGUUGCAAUUUUUAUAGUAGACACUAGAUCGCACUGACUUCGAACAAAAAGACUCCACCUGAUGGCACAUGCUCACUAAAAAAUAAUCAUUCUCCCAUGCCUGUGUUCCCAAUACUCAUGGCGAAUCCGUUGAAACAUAACAUGACCGAGCAUGAGAGGAUAAUAGGAGCGGUGCCUGCUUCAGGGAUACAGUUACA